GACAGACAAAAAGAAGCAGAAGACACUCGGCCUUGCAGGAAGAAGUUGUGUGUUUAUAUUUGAUUUAGCUGAAGACCUGAAGACAGAAAAACGACUUUUCAUAUAUGCCAUUUUCGACGCUAAUUUGACGAAAUAUGGCAGGUAUUGACGAUUAUCAGAAUUAUAAAAACAAUAAGUUUAAAGAUUUGCGUGAUGAUGCAGACUCCGGCUGGGAGCCUGCAUUUCCUGAAGGACUUACUACACCAAGUCGCAGUAUUCGUCCCAGGGAGUUAGAAAUAAAACCUCGAGUUCCACCACGCUCCCCAGAGGAAGAUGAAGAAGCAGCUGUUCGACGAUAUGUUGGUGUAGGUGUGGGUCUUGCUACGCUAAUUACUGAAAAUCUCCUCAGUCAUCCUUUUGUAGUACUUAGAAGACAAUGUCAGGUUCACAAUGCAUCCAGCCGAUACCAUUUGGUUCCAAUUACUUUAGUCCCUAUCAUUAUUCACUUGCAUCAACGACAGGGAAUCACUACUCUAUGCAAGGGAUUAGGCUCAAUUCUUCUAGUUCGAGGCAUGACACUUGCUGUGGAAGACCUUAUUUCUAAAUUCACUCCCUGGCCAAAGGAGGUAAAUUCUGAAAGCUCUUUGAAAGCAUUUGGACAACAUAUUCUGUUGAAAUGCAUAAGUCUGGCAAUUGUCACUCCUUUCUACUCUGCAAGUCUAGUUGAAACGGUUCAAAGUGACAUAGCUAGCGAAAAGCCUGGCAUUUUUGAUGUUUUCAAGGAAGGUGUGGUUAGGCUGGUGAGCUGGGGCUCUCCUCAGAAAGGACGAAUGUUGCCUGUGUGGGCACUUGUGACACCUACAGUUAUGUACGGACUUUUGAAAUAUCUUGUGUGUCUGUUCACAAGGGGUGUUACUAGCCGUGUACUUCACCAACAGAGACGAGCCAUAAAAGAAAGACAGGGAGCUUUCCCCAGAGAAAUGGCUCAAACAUCAGAAGACAUUGAAAUCACAUCUUCACUUGUGGGACUUGUUACAGCAGAUGUAUUGCUUUUCCCACUUGAAACUAUCUUGCACAGGUUACACCUACAAGGCACAAGAACAAUCAUUGACAAUUUGGAUUCUGGCUAUGCUGUGACUCCUAUUCUCACAAGCUAUUCUGGUAUCAGGGAUUGCUAUCGAACAACUAUUCAACAGGAAGGGGUCCCCGGACUGUAUAAAGGCUUUGGGGCCUUAGUUUUGCAAUUUGCUGCUCAUGUUGCAGUUAUAAAACUUGCAAAAGUAAUGCUAACAGAACUUGGGCGCCUCUUGAGUGGCAGUGGCGGUAAUGGAAGCCCAAAGCCUCCAACUCCUCAAGAAGAAAUUAUUACAGAAUCAUUUAGGCCACAGUCAUACCCUUAUGCACAGCAGCAAAUACCCUCUUACCCUCGUCAGCAGUAUCCCAGGUAUCCACCAACAGAUCUAUCACAUGCCAGUACUCCGUCUGGAGAUGCUGCUCACCCCCAAUUCUUCUGGACACAUUAGUUUUUUUAAGCCGAUUCUCAAUCAAAGAAGCAAAGCUUUCAAGAUCGACAUUUUAUUUGAUGGUAACAUAAGAUGCAGUGUGAGCUAAUGUAGUGAACUUAUCUAGUCCUUCAUGGAUACUUAAUUUGGAAAUGUGGAAAUCAAAAAGCAGCAUCCAUUGUAUGUUUUGUAAUUGCCACAAGGCUCUGGAGUGUAUAAUGUUACAGUAGAGGGUUUCAUAUUUAUUUUGGUAUUAUAUCAAUGUACAAUAUAUUGAGACACAUGUCAUGUCACUCUAAGAGUUGUGCUGUUUGUGUAACAAAUUGGGAAAUUUGGCAUUGCCAGAUGCCAGGGUGUUGAUCUUCAAGAUCAUCUUUUCCAUACCAGUGUAUUUUAUGAUAAAGUGGUUUGUAUAAAUAAAUUUUUCUGUUAGUUGUA
Molecule: messenger RNA, 1919 nt
Organism: Frankliniella occidentalis (western flower thrips)
Lineage: Eukaryota; Metazoa; Arthropoda; Insecta; Thysanoptera; Thripidae
Product: mitochondrial outer membrane protein SLC25A46
Exons: 8
Coding region: 135-1502 (455 amino acids)
Biological process (GO): mitochondrial membrane fission; mitochondrial fission
Cellular component (GO): mitochondrial outer membrane
Source: RefSeq, a predicted model, not a curated record